Messenger RNA from Fonsecaea erecta, 1287 nucleotides. RefSeq lists its product as hypothetical. The transcript has a single exon. Gene Ontology annotation, molecular function: oxidoreductase activity. The coding region runs from base 1 to 1287 and encodes 428 amino acids. The record is from RefSeq and is a predicted model, not a curated record. Lineage: Eukaryota; Fungi; Ascomycota; Eurotiomycetes; Chaetothyriales; Herpotrichiellaceae.
AUGCAUCGCUCGCCAGGCGCAGACAAACAGAUAUUCGGGACCUUCCAGGUCAAUGUCUUCGGCGACACAGUGGAUGAUCCGUGGGCGAGAGGCUACCUGACUCGUCGUCAAAACAAAAGGAUCGAAAGAAUAUUUCCUCUGCAUGACUUCCGCGACGAGGUGUUUGGAAAUCCCCAAGGGGAUGGCUGGUCAUGGUCACGAUCAGCCGAAUUGUUGAAAAGGCACGGUUUCACCGCCGUGAAAUUCGACACUUCCAAGUUCGUACCCGCCGAUGCGAAUCAAGCCACGUCCUGUGAUUUUGAUGAUGUGGAAGUCUUAGAGGAUAUCUAUUUCCCCCAGGUGAAACAGGCUCUAGUCAAACUGACAGGCGCCAAAGAGAUUUUUAUUACGAAUAGCAUUGUGCGCCGAGGUGAAACGGGGGCCUCUAUCGACGGCUGUACGAAGACCACGGGCGACAGAUCAAACUUUCAGCACGUUCAGGACACCGCUGUCACCAAUGGCGAGAAUAAGACAGAAGAGGCCAAUUACAAAGCUCUGCACGACAACAAACCCACACAUCUGAAAUCCUCAGACAACGCAAGACCCUCCCGAGUGCCUCAUAUGGACUAUACACCUCUCGGAGCCCGCUGUGCAAUCCGUUCUUGGCGGCCAGACAUCUAUCAUGCUGCUGUUAAGUCCGGUGUCAUCCCGACCGAAGACGCCAUCUGCGCCAGUGCUCAGGUCGACCCUCAAACACAUGAUAGUGACGCCGUCAUCAACAGCGAGUACAAUUAUGGUGGCAAGCUGGGUCCGCGCUACGCAGCUUACAGCGUUUGGCGACCUUUACACACCGUGACCCGGGAUCCCUUGGCCAUGGCUCCACGUUGUACUUUUAACGGCAACCAAGAGCUCACCUUUGCCCCGCGCUACCUCAAAGUCCUUGCCGCACCCAGCAUGAAAGGCGACUUUCUCCGAGAGCUGGAGGCUCUCUUCAUAACCGAAGAGAACGCCAUGAAAGCGGCCAAUGAAAAUGCCAACACUGAUCGUGCCACACCCGGUGCUAAUGGAGAGGUGGAGCAGUUGCCGUCCUCGUCGCUAGCAUCGUCCGAUCCGCAAUGGUACUAUCUUGCGGAGCAGAAGCCUAACGAGGUGAUCGUUCUCAAGUUUUUCGACAGCGCAGCUUUAGUUGAUGACGGUCAGCACAGCGAGGAAGCGUCAAGUGUGCCACACGCAAGUCCAGACAUCGGGAAGGCAUCUUAUGGCUCCGCCAGAGAGAGCAUUGAGGUCAGAUGCAUUGCUUUCUGGUGA